AUGUUCACGGACAAGAAUAACUGUUCAUUGGCCAAAAAACCUGCACAGAAAAAGACCAGGCCUCAUGGACUGCCUUCUCCGGCCCUGUGCUGCGCAUGUGGACUCUGUAUUAUGUUAGCUGGGAUUAACAUCACGUUAGUCGGAGCCUUUGCAUUUGGAACGUUUAUGCCGAUCAACAACCCUCCAAUUAUCAUUGGACCUAUACUGCUGGUUGUUGCUUUUGCGUUCUUUGGAGCUUGUUGUAUCUGUAGCCGGAGGCCUCCAGCAUACGGCGCUAGGAAAUGUAAGCCAGGCUCUAACAUAGGCUUUAUUAAACCUGGGAAUGCAGCUUUUGAGAUUGAAACAAGUGAACAUACAGUCCAGGACACAACCGCUGUUCAGCUCAGCCCAACCAACUCCCCGGUCUCCUCUCGGAAAUCCUCCCCCGUUCAUGAAAAUUCUAAAAUGUGCAAACUUUUCACUAUGGAAGGCAAUGGGCCAACAGUAAAAUUCAACGCAGGUGGCGAGUCUAUACAGCUUAAUUUACCAAGAGACCCUGUUACAUAA
Messenger RNA from Spea bombifrons (plains spadefoot toad), 546 nucleotides. RefSeq names its product transmembrane protein 275 (gene TMEM275). Bases 1 to 546 code for a protein of 181 amino acids. Lineage: Eukaryota; Metazoa; Chordata; Amphibia; Anura; Pelobatidae. The transcript has a single exon. The record is from RefSeq and is a predicted model, not a curated record.